UUUCAUUGGCAGGAAGAAAAAGCCUCUUAACACUCUUCUUCCUCGCCACUUCCUACUAAACAACAGCAACCUCCUAUGGCGGCAGCGGCGGCGGCGGCUCUACCACCACCGACUCAACAGAAACCAUCACUACCGAUGAGGCUAAACUCUUUUGUCGCCACCACCCGUGUCGGAAAGCGAUUCAAACUCACCCAACGAAACACAACCUUCACAACCGAACUCCGCGCCGGCACCGCCACUUUCCUCACGAUGGCCUACAUUCUCGCCGUAAACGCCAGCAUCCUCACCGACUCCGGCGGCACGUGCUCCGCCGCCGACUGCACACCCCUCUGCUCCGACCCGACCCUCCCCCUCUCCGCCUGCACCGGUCCGACCCACCACGUCAUCCAACCGGACAUUUCCUGCAAAUUCCGACCCGUCAACCCGGGUUACUCCGCCUGCCUGGAAACCACCCGAAAAGAUCUUAUAAUCGCCACCGGAGCUUCGUCGCUCAUCGGGAGUUUCAUAAUGGGCGUUUUCGCAAAUCUCCCUUUAGCCUUAGCUCCCGGAAUGGGCACCAACGCCUACUUCGCCUUCGCCGUCGUCGGGUUCCACGGGUCGGGUCAAUUACCGUACAGAAGCGCUUUAGCCGCCAUUUUCAUCGAAGGCUUAAUCUUCCUUCUAAUCUCCGCCGUCGGAUUACGAGCCAAAAUCGCCAAAUUAAUCCCAAAACCCAUCAGAAUCUCAUCCUCCGCCGGAAUCGGAUUGUUCCUCGCCUUCAUCGGAUUACAGAGCAAUCAAGGAAUUGGGCUAAUCGGGUACAACGCCUCGACCCUCGUCACCAUCGGAGCCUGCCCGAAGAAUUCCCGGGCAGCGUUAGCUGCAGUCGUAACUGCCCCGAAUGGAACGGUCAGUUUGCUCCGGAACGGCGCCGUUUCCGAUCAGAUUCUCUGCCUGAACAACCGAAUGCAAAGCCCCACGUUCUGGCUCGGCGUGGUGGGAUUCGCCAUCAUUGCGUAUUGUUUGGUGAAAAACAUCAAAGGCGCAAUGAUAUUCGGCGUCGUUUUCGUGACGGCGGUUUCGUGGUUCCGUAACACCGUCGUAACGGUAUUUCCCGACACGGCGGCCGGCGACUCUGCAUUUAAUUAUUUCAAGAAGGUCAUCGACGUUCAUUGGAUUAAAACCACCGCCGGAGCUUUGAGUUUCCGGGAUUUGGGGAAACCCCAUUUCUGGGAAGCGAUGUUCACAUUCCUUUACGUCGACAUUCUCGACACCACCGGAACUCUGUACUCCGCCGCCCGUUUCGCCGGAUUCACCGACGCCGCCGGCGACUUCGAGGGGCAGUAUUUCGCGUUUAUGUCAGACGCUUUUUCAAUCGUGGUUGGGUCUCUGCUCGGAACCUCGCCGGUGUCGACGUAUAUCGAGUCGUCAACGGGAAUCCGAGAAGGCGGAAGAACAGGGCUGACGGCGGUGACGGUGGCGGGAUACUUUCUAAUGUCGUUUUGGUUUACGCCGCUAUUGGCGUCGAUUCCGCCGUGGGCGGUGGGGCCGCCAUUGAUUCUGGUAGGGGUUCUGAUGGCGAGAUCAAUGGUGGAGAUCGAAUGGGGGGAUAUGAGAGAAGCAAUUCCGGCAUUUUUGACGAUGAUUUUGAUGCCAUUGACAUAUUCGAUUGCUUUCGGAUUGAUCGGAGGGAUUGGGACGUUCGUGGUGCUGCAUUUGUGGGACUGGUGCGGCGUCGUUUUGGAGAAGCUCCGAGCUCGUCAAAUCUGUUCUAACGGAAAUAAUGGCGGAAAAGAGAUUCCGUUGUCCGGUGGAAUCUCCCCACGGGAACGUCCAAAAACAUUAGAAGUUUGAUUUUUAUUUUGUUUAAUUACAAACUUACCCUCUUAUAUUGUAAAUAAAUUAA
This is a messenger RNA of Cucurbita moschata (crookneck pumpkin), 1885 nucleotides long. RefSeq names its product adenine/guanine permease AZG1-like. Gene Ontology annotation, biological process: transmembrane transport. The coding region runs from base 76 to 1833 and encodes 585 amino acids. Lineage: Eukaryota; Viridiplantae; Streptophyta; Magnoliopsida; Cucurbitales; Cucurbitaceae. Gene Ontology annotation, cellular component: plasma membrane. The transcript has a single exon. Gene Ontology annotation, molecular function: purine nucleobase transmembrane transporter activity. The record is from RefSeq and is a predicted model, not a curated record.